UUGUUCUCUCAUUACUCUGUUUUCAUUCGUUCGAUUUAUAAGUGAUCAGUCGCUAUCAUUUUUAUACGACACGAAGAAUCACGGUUUAUAUUUACUUCAAAAUAUUCACAGAAGUAUCAAGGAAUCUUUAUGGUUAAAUAAGAUGGUGUCUUAUUUUUUGUCCUUAUUAUUGUUUGUACUAAGUACUAAUGCAUUAUUGACAUUUUCACCAAACAUAAUACCAUCUUUGCCGAACACUAUUUUAAAUUCAAGUAAUCCAAAAUGUCAAAAAGACAGUAUAAGACUGCAAGAAAAUCUAAACACCUCUAUACUAUGGGCUCAACAAAUGUGGGAUGCAUCAGCAAAACAAGCAGUCGGCUUAUUGACUGGAAACAUAUAUCAGUUAGGAGACUUUGACGAAUGUUUACAAGUAACCAAGCCAAUUCAAGCUCAAUAUUGUCUGAUAGAUAUCAAAAUAAAUGUUCCACGAGAAUAUUCUCAAACGGAUCCUUAUACUAGAGAUUAUAAUCCAAUGCUUCCAUCAUGGCAUAAAAUUUAUUAUGGCGGAGCAAGGUUCAAGCAACGUUUAGAUAUCAUUAAAUGGGCGCUAUGCGUUCCACAAUCAUGUUCUUCAUUUGAAAUUCAAACUUAUCUCCAAUCAUACAUAAAAGAAAAUAACAUAACUUCUAUUGAAAAUAUAUCAGUAAACGAUAAGAUGUGUACACAGACAGAACGUGCAGGAGAUAAGUAUGAUGCUUACGACUGGACUUAUGUGUUUGUCAUUUUAGUACUGCUAUUACUAGUAAUGUUUGCAACUCUUUUUGAUUUUACUGCAUAUUCAAAACAAGAAAUAUGGCAAUGGAAUAAAGAAAACCGUAAAGUUGAUAUGUUAAUGUGUUUUUCCGCGCGACGUGCUAUGCAAAGCUUAACGCAAAGAAAUUACAUAUUAAGAGGCAUAGAUUUGUCACCUUUAAGUGGUAUUUCGACCAUAUCUGCAAUAUCAAUUAUUUUUGGCCAUAGAUGGAUUUACCGUUUAAUGGGACCUUUACAAAAUUACGAAAUCAUCGAGCAGGUGUAUUAUAAUUAUUAUAUAUCAAUUUUUACAUCACACAUGGAUUUAUUGGUAGAUAUUUUUUUUGUCAUUAGUGGAGCAUUGAUGGUUUUGAUUCUUCUUGAUCGCCUAGAGACUUCAUUUGUACAUCCUUUAAAAAUAUUAAUGUUUAAAUAUUUCAGAUUUACGCCUGUGUACGCUAUGGUGAUAUUUUUUUUUGCAACUUUUCAAUACAAAAUGGGCAGUGGACCUUUAUGGGAAAAUUUUAUUGGUACAGAUAAAGAUAAUUGUAGGAACGUGUGGUGGCUGUAUUUGUUAUAUUUAAACAACUACAUUAAAACAGAUACAUUAUGUGGAAUUCAUACUUGGUUCAUGUCUUGUGAAUUUCAUUUUACAACAAUGGGAAUUAUAUUGACGUAUAUCAUUCAUAGAAGUCCGAAAUUUGGAUUCAAUAUUUUGGUUUCACUUAUUGUUAUAUCAACAGCUAUACUUUUCAACAUUACUUAUAUGAACCACAUACCCGCAAAUCUUGAGUUUAACAUAAAUUUAGCGAAAAGUGUUACUAGCAAUAUAUACUUCAUGUCAAUUUAUGUUAAAUCGCAUACAAGAGUGGGUCCAUACAUCGUAGGAGCUAUAUUUGGUUAUUUGCUAUAUAAAAGAAAAAAAAAUUCUCCUAAGCUUAGUAUAAUGAAAAGUAAUGUUUUACUAGCCAUUUCUGUAUUCAUAAUGAUGUUUUGUUGGUUUAGUGGUGCUAUAAUUUAUCACCCUUCUUACGUUUAUGAACCAUUUCUAGCUGCACUUUAUGGAUCUACAAUACGAAGUCUUUGGGCAACGGGAAUAGUUACUUUAAUUUACACAUUAAUAUUAGGACCAUCGAAUUUCUUAAAAAAUAUUUUAUCAUGGAAAUUAUUCAAAGUUGUAGCACAUUUAAAUUUCAACGCUUAUAUGGUGAAUUCAAUAUUUCCUGUCACUGAUACUGCAAGUAGAAGAACACCUGAUCAUUUUAAUAUCAAAAUAUAUAUUACUAAUUCUGUAUCGGAUGUAGUAAUGAGUUAUGCAGCAAGUUUGUUUCUCUAUAUUUUAGUAGAAAGACCGUUCAAACUUUUAAUUAAUCAGAUAUUUAUUUCAAAACCAAAAGUAAUUCAAAAUAAUAAGUGCCGAAACAAUCUAAAUCAUUAGGGCCGAUCCUUAUAAAUUUGUAUUCCAACAACAAUAUUUAGAACAUUGAUUGAAAUGUUGAUAGUUUUUAGGUUUUUUUAAAUUGUAAAAUUUCGAAUUGACCCUCAUGUGUAGUGUAAAUUUUUAAGUAUAUUAUGUGAAGUCAACUUGAUACUAAAGUAUAUUUUAUGAUGCAAAUUUUAUCAUAUUUUAAUAUUUAUCCGUAUUUUUACUUAUAAGUAUCCAGACUUAUUUUAAUUUGGAGAAGUGUAUUUAUAUUUAUUUUCAAAAAUAAAAUACUUUAUAUUAUU
This is a messenger RNA of Daktulosphaira vitifoliae (grape phylloxera), 2499 nucleotides long. RefSeq names its product nose resistant to fluoxetine protein 6-like. Lineage: Eukaryota; Metazoa; Arthropoda; Insecta; Hemiptera; Phylloxeridae. The transcript has 14 exons. The coding region runs from base 143 to 2209 and encodes 688 amino acids. Gene Ontology annotation, molecular function: acyltransferase activity, transferring groups other than amino-acyl groups. The record is from RefSeq and is a predicted model, not a curated record.